AUGGCGGAGAUCGGUACCGCAGUUGCUGGCAGAGUGGUGGACUCGUUGUUUGAUAAGGCUAAGAAAGAGAUUGGUUAUAUAUGGAACUGCUCAGAAAAUGUUGAAAACUUUAAACGUGAAGCUAAAAAACUCGAAGUCAGAAGGGGGAAAGUUAAAGAACUGGUUGAUUUAGCCAUCGGUAAAGGAGAUAAACUCUCGUAUGGAGUGGAAGAGUGGGUGAAGGAAGCCGACACUGAGAUAUCUAAUGCAGACAAAUUUCUAAAUGAAGAAGCUAAUGCUAAGAAGACGUGCUGCAAAAUAGGUGUGUGUGGUAACUGGGGAACACUUCACCGUUACGGUAAGAGGGCAACAAAGAUGGCCCCUUCUCUACUUGAGCUCCACGAUCGUGGAAGCACUUACGAAAACUGUGUCUCUGUUGAAACUCCUGCUCCCGGACCGAUAGAUGUUUAUCAGAACAAACAUCUUGAUGAUCUUCAUACCCACAAGUCAGCUCUGGGGCAUAUCAUUAAGUCUCUUGAAGAUGACAACAUACAAAUCACUGGAAUAUAUGGGUUGGGUGGCGUAGGGAAAACGACAUUAGCCAUGGAAGCUGUUGCUAGAGUCAAGAAUAUGUUUGCUGAUGUUGCUUUUACAACUGUCUCACAGAACGUAGAUGUUGAGAAGAUUAAAAAAGAUAUCGGAGCAGCAACAAAGCGAAUAAUGAAAGGGGACAAGAUUUUAAUCAUUCUAGAUGAUGUCUGGGAGAAACUCAAUUUGGAAGAAUUGUGUAUUCCAUGUGGCAACAAUUAUAUGAAUUGUAAGAUCUUAUUGACAUCUAGAAGUCAAAAAGUGUGCCAUAAAAUGCAUGCUCAAAGUAAAGUUUGUGUAAAUGCUUUGCCAAUAAAAGAAGCAUGGAUUAUUUUCAAACGCAUUGUUGGUGAAAAAUUGGAGACAGAUUCCAAUUUGAAACCAGUUGCAUUGAAGGUUGUUGAAGAAUGCGGUGGAUUGCCAUUGCUUAUUCAAGCCAUAGGAAAUGCUUUGAAAGAUGAAAACAUCCAAUCCUGGAACUCGGCUCUUACUCAAUUGCAAAAACAUGCACCAUCAUCUAUUGAUGACGAGAUACAAAAAGCAUUUACUCAUUUGAAGCUUAGUUAUGAGUAUCUUAAAAGUGAAGAAGCCAAAUCGUGCUUCUUAUUGUGUAGUUUGUUCCCCGAAGAUCAUCAAAUUACAUUCGAAGAGUUGGUAUUUUAUGGGGUGGGUUUAGAAAAGUUUGAUAACUUGGAUAGCAUAGAGGAUGCAAGAGGCAGGGUUCAAAAUGCAGUGAAUAUCCUCACUUCUUCUGGCUUGUUAUUGAAUGUCAUGUCGGCAGGUGUUACCAAAAUGCAUGAUGUUGUUCGUGAUGUGGCAUUGUUAAUUGCCUCUCAAGGCAAUGAGAAGUUUCUGGUGAAAUCUGGGAAAGGUUUAACCGAAUGGCUGCCUUUAAAAUACAACAUAGAAAGCUACAAGGGAAUUGCACUCAGGGGUACUCACAUCAACAAACUACCUGAUUGUGAGGUUAAUUUACCACGCCUUCAACUAUUAGUGUUAAUUGGCAAUUAUGAUUUGUCAAUGAUUUCUGAUGAAUUCAUUCGGGGUAUGAAGAACGUAAGAGUUUUAGAUAUCUCUUGGAAUAAUAUCUCAUCCUUGCCACAAUCAUUUCAACUCCUCACAAAACUUCGUACGCUCGAUCUUGGUGGAAAUAAAUCUCUCCAUGAAAUUUCCAUACUAUGGGUGUUGAGAGACCUUGAGAUUCUAAUUCUAAAUGGAACUGGAAUCACUGAAAUACCUAAAGAGUUUGCCCAAUUAGUAAACUUGAGAGUGCUUCAAGUUAAAAACUGUGUCGAACUAUCUCGCAUAACACAGGGUGUUAUAUCAUCGCUUUCAAGAUUGGAAGAGUUAUGCAUUGACCUUGGGCGGAUGAGCGAAGGAGUUAAUGGUUGUACUGCUGAGAUUAUGAUGUUGUCGAAGCUCACAUAUUUGGAUCUAAAGGUUAAAAGUUUUGAUCUUAUUCCCGAAGGUUUUGAUACCAAAAAUCUCAAAGGAUUUAUACUUCAAAUAGGAGAUUUCAUUGGACGCCUUGGGUUCAACAGGGCAAAUUAUCUAAUUAUAUCAACUAGCCAUCUUGUGAUACCAUUAUCAAAGACUCUAAAGAAUUUGAUUGAGGUAAGUCCUACUAAUACAGUUCUAUGUGGAAUUGAAAAUAUAAAUAAUAUAUUGCCGACCAUGUAUGAUGAAGGUUUCAAUAAGGUGGGGUCUAUUGAGUUGUGGAAGUGCCCCAAUGUGUCAUGUUUAGUGGAUGAUAGUACAAAGUGUGAUGAGGAUGAAGGGAAAAGAGAGGAAAAGUAUUUCAAUCGAAUAAAAGUCCUCGUUUUGGUUCAACUAAAUAAGUUGAAGGUGUUAUGGAAAUGCCCACAUGAAUAUAUAACUCUUACUAACCUAGUCAGUGUUCACAUUGAAGGAUGUGGUAAGUUAGCAAGAGUAUUCACUGUGAGUGUAGCCCAAGGCCUUGUCAAUCUCAAAUUAUUGGCAAUCGUAAAUUGUUCCAGUUUAAAGGAAGUGAUUUGGGGUGGUGAUGAUGAAUCUGGUAAUAUUAUUGUGUUCCCUUCCCUUGACAUUAUAACUCUUAUGAAUUCAAGGAGACUCAAAAGCUUCUACUCAGGCGGGAAUGAGAACUGUAGCAUCAAAUAUCCAUCUUUGGUUGAAGUUGAAUUAAAGGACUGUGGGAGCAUGGAGUUAUGGGGACAUGGAAUCCAUGAAACACCCAACCUCCAAAGCAUACUGGAUUUGAGUAAUGAUGCCCGGCAAAGAUUACAUCUGGAGGGAGCUAAUGCCAUCAACGAUGUUAUUGGAAAAGCGCAUGAGAUUUGGACAAGAGAUAGCAAAAAGCAAAGUGACGGGGAAGAGAAAGAAGAUGAGAGUGAAGAGGAAGCGGAAGGAGAUGAUAGAGAGGGGGACAAUAAUGCUGAUGAAGAGUGAAUCAGAUGAACAAAUUUUCAUGAGGUUGAUUCUUUA
Messenger RNA from Erigeron canadensis, 3030 nucleotides. RefSeq names its product probable disease resistance protein At4g27220. The transcript is spliced from 2 exons. The record is from RefSeq and is a predicted model, not a curated record. The coding region runs from base 1 to 2994 and encodes 997 amino acids. NCBI's taxonomy places the organism in Eukaryota, Viridiplantae, Streptophyta, Magnoliopsida, Asterales, Asteraceae. Gene Ontology annotation, molecular function: ADP binding; protein binding.